GUUCACGCCAACAAUGCCAACGUUGAGCGGGCGUUUGCGUCAAUCCGUUCAGGUGGAAGUGUUCCGCGAGUACUGUGCCAACAGCUCCAUCCACGGUGUACGAUACUUCGAUCGUGAUGAACGAACGACCUGUGAAAGAUUCUGGUGGCUAGUGGUGUUUCUGCUCUCUAUGUUGGGUUGUGGCGUGAUGAUAUACAAGACGUACGUGAAAUGGAACCAAACUCCAAUCAUUGUUACUUUUUCGGAGAAAACCACUCCGGUGAGGGACAUUUACUUCCCAGCCAUAACAAUCUGUCCCGAGACAAAGGUACACGCAAGGACGCUUAACUUCACUGCUGAAAUCGAAGCAUUGUUGAAGGAUUACAAUGACAACAACGCAACAUCUGACCAGGAAUCCAUUGAACAACUGAAAGCCGUCGCUCAGCUGUGCAACAUGAUGUUUCACUCCAAUUAUGAAUUUUUGCAGUACCUAAACGGUACCAAGGACGACGUUGUUGGCAUGUUGAAGAACCUGUCUUUAUCACACCAUGAUACGAUCCAGGGAUGUGUGUAUAGCAACCAGUUCAUACUUUGUGACGAUCAUUUGGCAACAACGCUCACCGAGGAGGGUUUGUGUUAUACCUUCAACAUGAUGCCGGAAGAGGACAUCUUUCGCCAAACCUCACUCCACACGGAGUACACGUACACAGAGAUGUGGUACCCUGUCCCGGGACAUGAAACAGUAACAGAACCAAUGUAUGCACGUGGCGCAGGAUUGCAUGCCGGGCUUACAUUGUUCCUGCGACAAAUCAAGGAAGAUGUGGACUACAUGUGUACGGGAUUCUCGCAAGGGUACAAGCUUAUGAUUCAUGACCCAGGCGAGUACCCGCAGGUGUCGAUGCGCAACAUGCGCAUACCCUUUGGUCACGAGAUCUCGAUAGCACUCAAGCCGCAAAUGAUCGUUACCUCUCCAUCGGCCGCUGACUAUAGCUGGGAGAAGCGUCAGUGCUUCUUCAAUCACGAGCGUCACCUUCGAUACUUUAAGAUCUACAACCAGGAAAACUGCGAACUUGAAUGCUUGACCAACGUGACGCAGGCAAUAUGUGGGUGUGUUCGUUUUUCAAUGCCACGAUCAAACGACACGAAAGUUUGUCCAUUAUCGAUGUUUCGAUGCAUGUAUGAUGUCAAAUGGAUUGUGUAUGACAUUGACGAUCCUGAACGACCCGUCAACGAAAAGAUCACGGCAAUGGUCGACAGAUGCAACUGCUUGCCAGCAUGCAGCUCAAUAUCUUACGACGUGGAAACUACGCAAACCACACUGGAUCUGGAAAAGUUUCUGCGCGUAAACCGUCGUAGAUAUUAUAGACCGGACAAGUUUUACAUCACAACGAUAGCGAUCUACUUCAAGGAGUCGUACUUCAUCACCUCCAAGCGAUCGGAGCUGUACGGAUGGGUAGACUUUCUGGCAAAUUGUGGUGGACUGCUAGGCCUCUUCAUGGGUGUAAGCAUAUUGAGUCUAUUGGAGUUAUGUUACUACAUUACGAUUCGACCAUUUUCGGUGAGAAAGAGAUUAGGUAGGUUAGAUCAGCGCAAAGCAAAUGAAGUCCACAAUUCAUUGCUUGCCGUUGUUACUAAAACUGAAUAGCUAGGGAACAGCUUGAAUUCAAUAUUUUCAGCAUACGAUAAGUUAAGGAGAGUUUAUGCAUUUACUUAUCGACCUUGCAUUUAUAUACAUAAUGCAGUGCAAUGUUGUAGCUACAGAGUUAACAUGGUUAACUAGUCCAAUAAGAACUGUCCACAUGUUUAUAAUAAUCUUAAUCUAUCUU
Molecule: messenger RNA, 1805 nt
Organism: Anopheles merus
Lineage: Eukaryota; Metazoa; Arthropoda; Insecta; Diptera; Culicidae
Product: pickpocket protein 28-like
Exons: 4
Coding region: 14-1624 (536 amino acids)
Biological process (GO): sodium ion transmembrane transport
Cellular component (GO): membrane
Molecular function (GO): ligand-gated sodium channel activity
Source: RefSeq, a predicted model, not a curated record